GGGGGCGGGGCCCGAGCCGUGGGGCGCGCCAAGGAUGACGCGGGUUCUUUUUCUGGGCGUGAGGUCCAGUCCCGAGAGCUUUCCUAGACGGUUCUCGGAAAAAAACCUGGCUCGGGCCUUUGCUGCGCCGACCAAUUGUUAGCCCCGAAGAGAGAGCUAUUCCCUGACACCUCUGCUGCUAGCCGUAGGCAAAGCAGUAACUUGAUUCCUUCGGCAAUCCAAGUGCCGAUCUCCCGCCAUUGCUAGACCCUGAGCUUGGCACAAGGGGAAUCUGCGAAGAGACCUAAGGUAGAAUGGAUCUGCCUGUGGAUGAGUGGAAAUCAUAUAUAUUUCAGAAAUGGUCUUUGCUCCCAAAGUCCAUUCAGGACACAAUUUCUACGGCAGACACUUUAAAGGAUAUCUUUCUUCACUCCUCGUCGCUUCUUCAGCCUGAGGAUGAGACGUUUUUAAAAAGUCUCGCUAGCGGUUACCUUGUGGGAAAGGACCCCAAUGCUCCUCCUUUCUACAGAGAAGAAGGAAAUAAAAAAUUUCAGAAGAAGGAUUAUGUGGGAGCCACAGUGCUGUACUCUAAGGGAAUAUCCCAUGCGAGGCCUCACACUGCGGACAUUUCACUGUGUUAUGCCAAUCGCUCUGCGGCCCUCUUCUACAUGGAUGAGUAUGAAAUGUGUCUUAAAGAUAUCACAAGGGCACAGAUGCAUGGGUAUCCAGAAAGUUUGCAACCCAAGGUGACAUUGCGAAAGGUCGAGUGUCUGGUGACCCUGGGGAGACUACAGGAGGCAGGCCAGACCAUCAGGGAUCUUGAAAGUAACUUUGCUGCCAAACCAACCGUAGCAGCUGCCCAGUUUCAAAUUCUGCAGCGAAACCUGUGUCGUCUGAAAAUGAAAGUACAAGAAAGGGAGAGGCUCACAGCAACCUUCCCAACAACUCUAACGAAAAUCUUUGAGGAUAUGGACCUAAGGGAGGUGAAUGAACAGAUUCCUUGUGCCUCGUCCUCUGUCAGCCUGUGCAUGGACCCUUUACGAGGCCGCUAUCUGAUUGCCACAGAAGAUAUUCUCCCUGGAGAGCUCUUGUUGAAGGAGGAUGCUUUCGUGAGUGUCCUUAACCCGGGAGAAAGGCCCCCACUACAUCAAGGCCUAGCAAACAAGUGGGAUACCAGAGUCACAAAUGGGGACCUCUACUGUCACCGAUGUUUGACGCACACUCUGGCCAUGGUUCCCUGUGACGGUUGCAGCUAUGCCAAGUACUGCAGCCACGAGUGUAUGCAGCAGGCCUGGGGUCUCUACCAUAACAGAGAGUGUCCUCUCGGGGGGCUGCUGCUCACACUGGGUAUCUUCUGCCACGUCGCGCUGAGGGCGACCCUUUUAGCUAGAUUCGAGGGUGCCAGCAAAGUCAUAAGGAAGCUUAGCAGUGAGAUUAGUAACAAGGACAUGUGCUCACCUGAAAGCGAGACUCCGGUACACACACUCCGUUCUGACCUGGGAGGGGAGAGUGAGGAGAAUGGCAACAUAGUUCAGACCCCAGUUCCAGGCUGUGAUGUCAACGGCAAAUACGAAAAUAACUACAAUGCUGUCUUCCACCUCUUGCCCCAUACUGAGCACCAUAGCCCAGAAUACAAAUUCCUCUGUGCCCUCAGUGUGUCGGCGCUCUGCAGGCAGCUGGAAGCAGCCGACUCCUCGAAGCCAGACGCCGCAGCACCUCCUAUCUUGUGUUCCGAGUUGAGUACCUGGGGAGUGGCCAUGUUGAAGCACAUGUUACAGCUACAGUGCAAUGCUCAGGCCAUAACUACCAUUCAGCAGACAGGAUCUGAAGAGAACAACGUCACCAACAGCAGGCAGGUCCGCCUUGCAACAGGCAUCUUCCCUGUUGUCAGCCUCCUGAACCACUCCUGCAGCCCCAACACCAGCAUGUCCUUCGUUAGCACCGUCGCCACCGUCCGAGCAUCAGAGAAGAUUGCAAAAGGGCAAGAGAUACUGCACUGCUAUGGGCCUCACCACAGUAGGAUGGCCGUCGCCGAGAGGCAGCAGAAGCUGAGGGCUCAGUACUUCUUUGACUGCAGCUGCCCGGUGUGUCAGAAGGAGAAGCACAGAGCCACCGUCGGGCCCCGGUGGGAGGCAUUCUGUUGUGGCCGCUGCGGAGCGCUCCUGCAGGGAGGUGACGUUCUGAGCUGUGGCGGCACGUCCUGUAUGGAAUCGGUCAGCAGGGAUCACCUCAUCUCUCGGGUACAGGACCUUCAGCGGCAGGUUGGGGGGGCCCAGAAGCUUCUCGGAAACGGUCAAUUAGAGCAAGCCAUUCAGCUGUUGUUGGGGUGCCGACACGAUGCCGAGAACUUCCUGUCACCAGAACACAGCGUGGUAGGCGAAAUGGAGGAUGCCCUGGCGCAGGCAUACGCUGCCUUAGGGGACUGGCAGAAGUCAGCUGCCCAUCUGCAGAAGAGUCUCCAAGUGGUUGAGGCUCAGCAUGGGCCAUCCAGUGUUGAAAUGGGCCACGAGCUCUUCAAACUGGCCCAGCUCUUUUUCAAUGGGUUUGCGAUCCCAGAAGCACUGAACACAAUUGAGAGGGCCGAAAAGGUUCUGCUGGUGCACUAUGGCCCUUGCAGUGACGAGAUCCAGGAGCUACAGAAGAUGAAAUCUUGCUUAUUGGACUCGCCACCCAUCUAACUGGGGCCUUCAGUGUAGGAUCCCAAGGUUUUCAGAUAGUUAACCAUCCUCC
This is a messenger RNA of Mustela lutreola (European mink), 2709 nucleotides long. RefSeq names its product SET and MYND domain containing 4 (gene SMYD4). The record is from RefSeq and is a predicted model, not a curated record. The coding region runs from base 294 to 2657 and encodes 787 amino acids. Gene Ontology annotation, molecular function: protein binding. Lineage: Eukaryota; Metazoa; Chordata; Mammalia; Carnivora; Mustelidae. The transcript has 11 exons.